GCAGCUCCGCAAACAAUUCCAAUUUCCAAGUGCGUAAAAUCAUGUGUCAAAGUCGUCGCCGUGUAAGGAUUGAUCAUCUCCACAAUACCAAAAAAUAAUUAUAAAAAGAAUGUUUGCCCAAGUCAUAUAUGUUUAUUUAACUCCAUUUCUAUUUCAAGAAUGUCAUCGUCACAAAAUUUCAAGAAUCUGGAAAACGAGUUUUAAUUUCCAAACUUUGCCAAAAUAAGAUAAUUAGUUUCCAUUUAGUGGCUCUUAAUCCACACGACCCUGCACCCUAAUAUAAGCUUUUACCCUCAUUAUUAUUACUACCUAAUCUAGAUUCGACCUGAUUGGUUUAUUACAACUAAUGAGUGGUAAUUAAGAUUGUAAAGUCUUCAAAGCAACCUUGCCCAAUAAUUAUGUGUUAAGAAUUCAACCCACUGUGGGGGCUGCCUUGAUGAACUCAGAGCUCUUUUGUGAACUCUAUUACAUUUUAUCUAUCUAUAUAUAUUACUAUCUGAAAAGUUCCAAUAUUCCCCUGCCUACAUAGCAUUGUUAUUGUUCGUGUUGGGAAAUCCUUUUCCGACCAUCAACAUAAAUCUUUUCACCACCAUGAAAAUGGCCUUUUCCACUCGCCUUUAUUUCUGAUCCUUUUUCACCUUUCCUUUCCCGACUCGGAAAUACUGCUGAGCUACAAGGCAUGUCUCUGGGCAGAUGGAGGAAGGAAGAGACGUCCACGGCCGCUUUCCGCCCCUCCAACACCACCCUCGCCGCCGUGGAAUCGCUAGCUCUGCCUCUUGUGCAGGAAGUGGUGUUUUUGGCCGAUUUUCGGUGCCCCAAGUGCCAGCGGCGAGUGGCUGAGAUUAUGGCCAAAAUGAAUGGGGAAACUCAAUCGGUUGUGAUAAGUGUCUUGGAAAAGACGGUGACGCUGACGUGUGCAUAUCCGACCGGCGACAAGCCGGCCGGCCGACAGCUUGUUCAUCGCAGUUCAUGGAGCAAGACAUCCUUAUUGUUGCGCCUCUUUCGCUAUUCCUGCAGUUAACUCCUAACUGAAACAUUUGACUCCAAAAAAAAAAAAAAAAGAAUAAAGAGAUUUGAUGUACAUGCCACAUUUACUCACACAUGUUAUUACCACUUUCUAGAUGUGUAAAUAAUAUUCUGUCACAAUUCAAUAAUGUUUGAAACACUGAUGAUUUUACGUUAA
Molecule: messenger RNA, 1183 nt
Organism: Salvia miltiorrhiza (redroot sage)
Lineage: Eukaryota; Viridiplantae; Streptophyta; Magnoliopsida; Lamiales; Lamiaceae
Exons: 3
Coding region: 680-1021 (113 amino acids)
Source: RefSeq, a predicted model, not a curated record